This is a messenger RNA of Anthostomella pinea, 693 nucleotides long. NCBI's taxonomy places the organism in Eukaryota, Fungi, Ascomycota, Sordariomycetes, Xylariales, Xylariaceae. The record is from the annotation of a GenBank genome assembly.
AUGUCUACUCUAGCCCUCCUUUUCCUCCUCGUGCUUCAGCCCGUAUGGGCUUCAUUGGCCGGCGCCCCGGCCAACAUGAGUUUUGGUAACAGCUCUCGUGAGCUAUAUACCGGUAACUCAAGCCACGGAGUGAUGCUGGACAGCGGCCCCUUGUUUGGUGGUCGUUGGCAGUACGACGACCUGGGGUGCGGAUGGGUCGACAACUGGAUUGGCUGGGUCAAUACUGAGUGCACGGAGUACAACCCUUGUGAAGAUAAAAAGCGCCUACGAAUGAUGUCGGCCAACGGUCAGGACCCCGACGUCUGGUGCAAGAACUUCAGGGCUAGGAUGAUGUUGAACUGCGGCGUCCGCUACCAUGACUUCUGGAACUGCAACAUCGGCCGAGCACCAGAGCUCCCGGGUCUUCGAACUUGGACCUAUGACGGGUGGGCCAACAUGGCCGUGCAGAGGUCUGGCGUGAACCUCCGAUUCGACUUCGUCGAGCCGUGGGAACACCGUGAUGCCAUGCACGACUGCGUCCAAGGAUCCAUCGCGGAAGCCACCUGUGCGAACACGCAGUGGCUCAAUGGCAACCGCUGCAUCCCGGUCAACUGGAGAGCAGCCGAUGGCUCCGACGAGAUGGACAAUUCUUUCGUGCCGCCUGACUCAAGGGGAUGCAUCCCGGACGCUGAUGUGCCCGAAACUUCAAGAUAG